AAUGGGCUGGCGAAAAAAAGAUUUAUUGUCCGAUCCAACACUUUAAUGUAGAGCAUUAUUAUUGUGUUUUUACUGACAAACAUACUUAUCUGAAACCAGAUAGUUCAGUUAGUUUAGAUGAUUGUUUUUAAAUAUGUAUUUAAGGUCAGUGGACAUUUCGACAGAAUAUCUUAAUUAUAUUGUUUCAGAAAAGAAAAUGAAGUGUGAUUGCGAUUUUGUGAUCCGGGACAAUCCGCGGCUGGUGGCUCACUAUGACAACUGCAGGCUGUUGUGGAACGAACUGAAUCCGGGAAAAGAGUACCCUAGGAACAACGAUGGAACCAUAAAACUCUUGAACAAGCAUCUUCAGGAGUUAAAAGUAGACAUUCUCUACCACCUCGGACUUGACACGCAAAACUACGACCUGCCAGCUAUAUUCGGAGAUGUUAAGUUUGUCUGCAUGGGCGGCACCAAGUAUCGCAUGCGAGAUUUUGCACAGUACAUAGCCGAAUUAUUGGACCUUCCUGAGAAGAAUAAGAAGCUCGUGAACCUCACCAAACACUCCCAAAGAUACGCCAUGUAUAAAGCUGGACCAGUCCUCUCAGUUAGCCAUGGUAUAGGAGUCCCAUCAAUGACAACGGUUCUUCAAGAGGUGAUCAAGCUGCUAGCAUACGCGAAGGUCAAAGACCCGAUCAUCUUCAGGAUAGGAACGAGCGGUGGUCUGGACAUCCCUCCAGGGUCAGUCGUGGUGACAUCGUUUGGACUCAACGGGAAUCUGGGCAAAACUUUCGAUAUACCAGUGCUGGGCAAAACUCGUCAGUUACCAUCUAUUCUGGACUCUCGAGUGUGUCAGGAAGUACACUCACUAAGUGUGGACAAUGAUGACUUCGGGACUUAUAUUGGAGGGACUAUGGGAGCUGAUGACUUUUAUAUCGGCCAAGGGCGUCUAGAUGGGCCAUUCUGUGACUACACGCAGACAGAUAAAAUGACUUUUCUCAACACUCUGAAGGGCUUAGGCGUCCGCAACAUUGAGAUGGAAGCGAAUGCUUUCGCCGCAUAUACCAGGGCAGCGGGCAUACGAGCCGGUAUCAUCUGUGUCACCUUCUUAAACCGCUUACUCGGCGAUCAGGUUACUCCAAACAAAGCUACUUUAAAAGAAUGGCAGAAACGACCAAUGAUUGUCGUCGGCAGAUAUAUCGAGAAGUAUUUCGAGGACAGAAAAAUGUAAUAAAAAGAACGUCAUAAAAAAUUACUAUACUUAGUAGAAAAUUUGAUUCAGUUUCAAAAUCUUAAAUGCUUCUUAAAACUGACUACCGAUUUCGAUGCUAAAAUGAUUAGACACAAAAUAUUUCACAUGAAAUUAUAUUUCCAAUUAAAUGUCCUGUCUCGUAGCUCUUUGAAAUAAGAUGACGGUGUUGUUCUAAUAAUUAAUAAUCGCUUUUUGAAACAAAUAAAUUUACAAUAAUAGGUAACCUUUUAAGGCAUAUGCUUGCUCUAUUUUAAUAACCAAUACUUAUUUAUAUCUAAUAAACAUCGUAUCUAUAAAUUA
Trichoplusia ni (cabbage looper) is the source of this 1528-nucleotide messenger RNA. Its product is annotated as uridine phosphorylase 1-like. Gene Ontology annotation, cellular component: cytosol; cytoplasm. The transcript has 7 exons. Lineage: Eukaryota; Metazoa; Arthropoda; Insecta; Lepidoptera; Noctuidae. The record is from RefSeq and is a predicted model, not a curated record. Gene Ontology annotation, biological process: nucleotide catabolic process; uridine catabolic process. Bases 134 to 1207 code for a protein of 357 amino acids. Gene Ontology annotation, molecular function: uridine phosphorylase activity.